Messenger RNA from Notothenia coriiceps (black rockcod), 3698 nucleotides. It is a transcript of the gene rbm47, whose product is annotated as RNA binding motif protein 47. Bases 61 to 1893 code for a protein of 610 amino acids. Gene Ontology annotation, molecular function: RNA binding. The transcript has 6 exons. The record is from RefSeq and is a predicted model, not a curated record. Lineage: Eukaryota; Metazoa; Chordata; Actinopteri; Perciformes; Nototheniidae.
AUAAACCUGUUUCUCUUUGCCCUCUUCAGGCCCCAGAUCUGAUUGGAUGGUUUUGUCAGAAUGACAGCCGAAGAUCCUGCUUCCUCGUCAACCAUGAGCAACAACACUGCCCCCCCCAAACCCUCCCAGCCAGCCGGAGCCUCACACAACCCUCUCCAUGGACAACUCAACGUCCCUGAGGGAGUUGCAGGUGCUCCCAAUGAGGCUGCACUGGUCACCCUGAUGGAUCGCACCGGCUACACGAUGGUCCAGGAAAACGGUCAGCGUAAAUAUGGCCCUCCUCCUGGUUGGAAUGCUACAUCUCCACCACGGGGGUGUGAAAUCUUUGUGGGCAAGAUCCCACGUGACGUUUAUGAGGAUGAGCUAGUCCCUGUGUUUGAGUCCGUAGGGCGUAUCUAUGAGAUGCGGCUAAUGAUGGACUUUGACGGGAAGAACAGAGGGUACGCGUUUGUGAUGUACACAGAGAAACACGAGGCCAAGCGUGCUGUGCGUGAGCUCAACAACUAUGAAGUGCGGCCGGGGCGGCUGCUGGGGGUCUGCUCCUCCGUGGACAACUGCCGUCUUUUCAUUGGUGGCAUCCCAAAGACCAAAAAGCGUGAGGAGAUCCUGGAGGAGGUCUCCAAAGUGACAGAAGGGGUGCUGGACGUGAUAGUUUAUGCCAGCGCUGCAGACAAGAUGAAGAACAGGGGCUUUGCUUUUGUAGAGUACGAGUCACACCGUGCAGCCGCCAUGGCUCGCAGGAAGUUGAUGCCUGGGCGUAUUCAGCUCUGGGGCCACCAGAUCGCAGUCGACUGGGCCGAGCCGGAGAUCGAUGUGGACGAAGACGUAAUGGAGACAGUGAAGAUCCUUUACGUCAGGAAUCUCAUGAUGGAAACCAGCGAGGAGACAAUCAGACAGGUGUUCAACCAGUUCAAUGCUGGAUGCGUUGAAAGAGUGAAGAAAAUCCGUGACUACGCCUUCGUCCACUUUACCUCCAGAGACGAUGCUGUCGUGGCCAUGGACCACCUCAAUGGCACAGAGGUGGAGGGGUCCUGCAUCGAGGUGACUCUCGCCAAGCCUGUUGAUAAAGAGCAGUACUCUCGCCAGAAAGCCUCCAAGGGAGCUCCAGCCACUCCAGAGCCGGCUCCACAGAACUACGUCUACCAGUGUGAUCCCUACACAUUGGCCUACUACGGUUACCCAUACAACACCCUCAUUGGACCCAACAGAGACUACUUUGUUAAAGGAUCCCCAAUGAUACAGAACAAUGCAGGUACUGUGCGAGGUCGUGGUCGUGCUGCUUCAGGUAACCGUACCCCUGGGCCACGGGGGUCAUACCUGGGAGGUUACUCUGCUGGUCGUGGCAUCUACAGCCGCUACCAUGAGGGCAAAGCCAAGCUCGACAAGCCCUAUGAGCUGAUGCCCAGUCUGGAGCUUGCUGCCUCUGUCAACUCCAUUGGCAUGAAACCUGGCACAAUGGGAAUGCAGACUCUGGGGGGGCAGUACCCCAUGUUCAGCACGGCUCCUACAGCCAAGCUGAUGGAGGAUGGGAAGAUGCAUGCGGUUGAGCACCUUAUGAACCCUCUGGCCAUGCAACACGCUGACCACAACAGCGCUAAUGGCGGUGCCAGCGUCCUCCCUGCGGUAUCUACCCCUCCUCCUUUCCAGGGCCGUCCUAUCACUCCUGUCUACGCCAUGGCCCACAACGUGCAGCGCAUCCCGACGGCCGGCCUGUACGGUGCCGGAUACGUCCCCAUCGCAAACUACGCUGCUAACUCGGCAGCUCUGGCCGCUCUGCAGAAGAACGCGGUGGCGGCCGCGGCGUACGGAGGAUACGCCGGUUACGCAAUGCCUCAGGCCUUCCCCGCCACAGCCUUCCAGCUGCCCCUCCAUGAUGUCUACCAGACAUAUUGAGUCGGAGGGUCAGACAUAUGAAACAUCAAAGAUACCCUGCCUGUGACUGAACCACCAACCCAACGUCUGUCCCAUCACACAGACACAUCUCUUGAACUCGUGAACAUCAAAAAGCUCUAAAGGAAUUUGAAGCAUAUAUUUAGAAAACAGAAACAAUGACAUCUCAUAUCUGUCCUGGUCUAAGUAUGUAUUGGAAACAAGGCAACCAUAUGACUGGCUUAGUUAUGCAUCAUUACUGACUUAUAACACACAUAGAGAACAGUCUAAUCACUGAGGAAACCUACCUGCACCGUCCUCCCACGAUAAGAAUUAACUCAUAAAGACAACCAUCAGUAUGAGUUUCUCUCUGUCUUUGACACCCGCCAAACACUGAAGGUACAUUCAAGUAUUUAUGAAGAGAAAAUUACUUUUAUUCUCUGUAGGCUUCUCUUAUUAAUGAAUGGAGUGGUCUUUGUUCUCUGAAGCAGGAAAGAUAGAGCUUUACAUGUUUGUUUUUUAACUGUAAAAAUGUGGGGGUGAAGAGAAGGAAAAAAGUUAAUUGAAAGAAAGUAAAAGUACAACAGGAACUACUGACAAGAAAGGAUACCACUAAGAUAACUGUUCUUGAAUAUAGGCCUAUUAAUAUUCUAUUUUCAUUCAAAUAUAGUAUUUUAGCCAACUCUACAAGCUGUAGGUGACGCUGUCCGUCCAUGCUGGUUGAAUGUGUGAGCUUCAAACAUGCCUGUUUGGUACUUUUUGGUUUAUUUAGUAUUUUGUGUGUUUUAAAUGAAGGUUUUUAAAUGUUAUAUUUUGCCUAUAGUUAGUAAGCUUGUUUUUAUGUAUUCUCUUUAACUUUUGGAAACUUCUCCUAUCUUGGUUUGUUUGAAGAAAAUGUUGCCAGUUAUAUAAUAGUAUUGUGAUUCGUUGUGGAACAAAUACUAGAGAAAGAAAACUGGAAAGCUUUUUCAACAUGAGUAAUCUAUACAGUCAGCCUGAUAGACAGCGACACCAUGUACAUGGAGAAGUUUCCCAUGCUCACAAAGUUUGCUGAAAGGGGACUGAACAGAUGUUAGUUUGUUUUUUUCUUUAAUUUACACACAUCUUUAUUAUUGAGUUUUUGAAUUGUUUCACUUUUGAAAGCUGAACAAAUAUGGACAGAAAUGAGAGUCCUGUGUGGACUGGAACACUCUGCUAACCAAAACAAACGUCAGGCUACAUCGCUCCAGUCUUCUGAUAUCAGAAAGCUCCUCAGUGCCUUACAUCUGUAGACGAUGCCACCUUGUGCUUUCCACUGUGCCUUUAACAACAAUGUGAAGCCCCUGUGGUUGGUACAAAAGAAAGGACUCACGGACUGCAGUUUUCUCCAUUUAUUUUUCCAAUGCUUUGGUAAUACUGUAUUGUGGUGAAGUGUGUUUCAGUCUCUGCAGACUUCUCUCCUGUAGUCUCCUCUCUAAAGGCUCCUGCAGUAACACUCCGCAUGUCCGUCUCAUCUUUAUUUCUUGUCCUCCAAACUGUGUUGACCUAGGUGCACUUAAACGUAUUUAUAAAAGGCAAGAGAUUGCAACUUUCAUAUGAAGAGAUAUUAAAUACUGAGCAUGAAAUAAUGUGUAAACUGGGCUAGUUGGCGUUUCUCAAUUACUGUAUGUGUGACAGAGUUUUCCCUUGUGGAUUAAGCGUUAAAAUAACCCUAAUGAAUGUUUCGUAGGCACUUUUUAAACUCUGCAGUGUGUUGGAAACAAGUGUAAUGUUGGACUGGGAAUAACUGGAACAAUACCUCACGCUGAAAUAUAGAAGGAGCCAUGCAUGUUUGUGCUACAACACACAAA